Molecule: messenger RNA, 1185 nt
Organism: Exophiala bonariae
Lineage: Eukaryota; Fungi; Ascomycota; Eurotiomycetes; Chaetothyriales; Herpotrichiellaceae
Exons: 2
Coding region: 1-1185 (394 amino acids)
Molecular function (GO): zinc ion binding; oxidoreductase activity
Source: RefSeq, a predicted model, not a curated record
AUGAAAGCGGCCCAAUGGAUGGGCCCAAAGGAUAUUCAACUAGGUACUGUACCGAAGCCGAUGCUUACGGCGCCUAAAGAUGCCAUUGUGCAUAUCACGCAUUGCACAAUCUGCGGUUCAGAUCUCCACAUGUAUAACCCUGACAUGAAAAUGGCAAUGGAGAAGGGUCUCAUCUUGGGCCACGAAGCAAUUGGCAUCGUCGAAGAAAUCGGUCCGGAAGUGAAAAACUUGAAACCUGGAGACAGAGUCAUCAUCCUCCCCGUCAUUGCCUGUGGUGAUUGCUUCUAUUGUAAAAACAAGGAGUACUCGUUAUGCGACAAGACAAAUCCAUCCCAAGAUAUGGAGCAACUUUAUGGUCACCGACUUUCGGGCAUAUUUGGGUACUCUAUGCUUACAGGGGGAUAUCCUGGCGACCAGGCAGAAUGGUGUCGAGUCCCUAAUGCGGAUCUUGUCUGCGUGAAGGCUCCCAAAAAUGUCCCUGCGAAGAAGCUUCUCGGAUUGUGUGAUGUGACGCCAACGGCCUGGCAUGGAAAUGAACUUGCUGAGGUUCGCAAAGGAGAUGUAGUUGGAGUUUGGGGAUGUGGUGCGGUUGGACUGUCUAUUCAGCGACUCGCACUUUUCCGCGGUGCAAAGAAGGUUUAUGCGAUUGACAAGGAUCCACAGAGACUCGCUUUGGCCGAAAAAUAUGGCUCUAUUCCAGUGGAUGUGUCUGCCCACAAAAACGUGGCUGAUUAUAUUCUCGGCAUCGAAUCCCACGGACUUGACAGGGGCAUUGAAGCCAGCGGGUUCAGGAGUACGAAUUCGGUCGCUCACAAAGUAAUGCGAGGUAUAUUCAUUGAAGGCGACAGUAGCGACACAGUUAGUGCCAUCAUCAAAGCAACUCGCAAAGGCGGCAAUAUUGCUUUGAUCGGCGACUUUUUCUUCACCACGAACCAGUUUCCGAUCGGAGCUCUGAUGGAAAAGGCAAUAACUCUCAGAGGAGGACAACUAUAUGCUCAAAAGUACUUUCCAUAUUUGCUUGAUAUCACUGUCAACAAUGAGUACGAUCCAUCCUUCAUGUUCACACAUGAGGAUAACUUUGAGAGCAUUUCCGAGAACUACGCCAAGUUCAACACACAUGAGGUUCCUGGGGGGCUCAAAGUUUGUCUGAUAACUGAGUUUGGUCGAACACAUCCAACCGAAUAG